Penaeus monodon (black tiger shrimp) is the source of this 1056-nucleotide messenger RNA. Its product is annotated as large neutral amino acids transporter small subunit 2-like. Gene Ontology annotation, cellular component: membrane. Gene Ontology annotation, biological process: amino acid transmembrane transport. Gene Ontology annotation, molecular function: L-amino acid transmembrane transporter activity. NCBI's taxonomy places the organism in Eukaryota, Metazoa, Arthropoda, Malacostraca, Decapoda, Penaeidae. The record is from RefSeq and is a predicted model, not a curated record.
ACAGGGGUCCGCCCUCCCGCGCCCCUGCCUGGCGGCGUGUGGCAGCCCGGGUCCUCUCGCGCGCUCCUCGUGUCCGUCGCUCAGUCCAAGAGCAACCCUCGCACAGACAGGAAGUUCUCACCGCUGCGCGACAAUCAUGACAGAAGCCAAGAAGGAUUACCGGGAACUCCCGACGGGGGAGGCGGCGGCGGCCAAGGACGAGACGGAGGUGGUCGGCCUCAAGCCCAAGAUGACGCUGCUGAACGGCAUCACGGUGAUCGUGGGCUCCAUCAUCGGCUCGGGCAUCUUCAUCUCGCCGACGGGCGUGCUGCUCAACACGGGCAGCGUCGGCAUGUCCCUCAUCGUGUGGAUCGCCAGCGGCGUCUUCUCCAUGAUCGGCGCCUACUGCUACGCCGAGCUGGGCUGCAUGAUCCAGAAGACGGGCGCCGACUACGCCUACAUCAUGGUGGGCUUCGGCCCCUUCAUGGCCUUCAUGAGGCUGUGGAUCGAGUGCAUGAUCGUGAGGCCGUGCUCGCAGACCAUCGUGGCGCUCACCUUCAGCGUGUACAUCAUGAAGCCGUUCUUCCCCAACUGCGCUCCGCCCGACGACUCGGCUCGCCUACUCGCCGCCGUCUGCAUCCGAACUAUCUCAACUUCGUCAUUGAGGAGCUGAAGGACCCCGUUCAGAACUUGCCCAAAGCCAUCUACAUCUCCAUCUCCCUGGUGACCGUGGUUUACGUGCUCGCGAACGUGGCCUUCUACACCACGCUGUCACCCGCGGAGGUCCUCGGGUCGGAGGCCGUGGCUGUGACUUUUGCAAAUAGGUUGUAUGGUUACAUGGCUUGGAUUAUGCCAUUUUUUGUGGCGUGUUCGACCUUCGGAGCUGUCAACGGCGUGCUGCUAACCUCCUCCAGGUAUUGGUGUGGGGAUGAUUGCAACAGGUGUCCCUGUAUAUUUCUUGUUCAUCUACAUCAGGAAACCAGAGCCAAUCAAGAAAAUGCUAAGAGCACUGGAUGGAUUCAUGCAGAAACUCAUGAUGGUUUGCAAACCAGAAAAACCAGCCAGCUUGUAAGGACC